CUAUUACACUUACAUAAUUGGUUAGCGUGUUGGGUAUAACCAAUGAGCAAACUAGUUUUUGGAUGUUAGAUAUUAAGAUAACGUCUUUAAUACUGUCUAGAGACUAUAAUGCCUAAUUUUACAAAUAAAAGAGAUUGCGCAAAAGAAAAGAUAUAGGUUAUCUCUAUAUGUUCUCGGAAAAUUGGUUAAAAUGGUAGGUAGACAAGGUAGCUAUUCUUGGUCAUACAAAAUAUGUCGAUUCGCUUAUCUUAAGUGGAACAUGCAAGGAUCUUAAUGUUUCAGAGAACGAUGACACGCAUAUCUAUCCACGUAGCUCACGUAACACAACUCCGUCUUUUGGCCCCCGGGUUACAUCCACUGAUCUAAAAAAAGAAAAAGAAAAAGAAAACGUCCAGCUGCGUAUUUAAAAAGUAGAGGUCCAUCUUUAGUUCUAUCUGCUUCUUCUUCGUCGCAAUGGAGAAACAAACUUACACCCAACUGCAGCCCGGAAAACCGUGGCUACCGGGGAUUUUUAAAAGACUACCUCAGCUUGGGGUAUUGGCCUUACUGACCGCCACUGUCUGCGCAUUCGGAUCACUCGCAACACUAGCUGCCUCCAAGGGUAAAGACAUCGAAUUGUGGCCAUCAAAAAAUCAUCCUCUACAACCUACCGUUAUCGUGGCCAUUUUAACCGCCGUCGCGAACGCCGCCAUCCGUUACGCCUUAGCCGAGAGCCUCACCUUAUUGUGGUGGAGAAAAGCUUUAAGCGGAGGAAGCUUGAAAGAACUGCACUUCUCUUGGGCAUAUGCCACUAGUUUUAAACAAUCUUUCUUCUCAGGAAGACAGUUCAACACGAUUGCCUUGGCCUGCAUCAUAACAACUCUGGUAUCGAUCGACGGACCUCUUCUUCAACGCUCCUCUUCUGUAACUACAGUUCCUAUUAUCCGGAAUGCCACAAUAAAUGCUUCAUUGUCACACGACCCGUUGCCAAACGGUUAUUCUGGCGGUUAUCGCAUUCGAAGCCGGGAUGUAACGUAUCUCAAGCUACCCUUCGCGCAAGUGACCAAGGCAUAUCAGUCUCGAAAUGACAUGCAAUUGGAAACAAGCGGCUGUAAUGGUGUUUGCGAUAUGAAUCUUCUUAGCACCGGGUUUGAUGUACAAUGUUCCGAAGGCUCUGCACCUUACAACCUAACACAAACGAUAAGUCACGGCACAGCAGACGCAACCACUGCGAAUAUUGGAGGGAUAUCUUUUGCUUUUGACGGCAUGGAAGCCAAUGCUAGCAUGUUCAACACUAGCGUGAGGUACAAAGAUGAUCCGGCUUGCGUUGGUAUGCUUCGGACAGUGGACUGCACCUUCCGUUUAGCCACUGUCUCAUAUCCAGUCACUAUUUCCAACAGCUCUGUUAGCCUCCGCCCCGCAGGAGAAAACGACACGGUCGAGGUGCACUAUCCAGGCACGGAGCUUCCCAGUAUAAGCACGUUCUUUUCAACGAUUGGAGGAUUCGUUCUCUACGGACGCCAGCAGUUCGAGAGCAACAUCACCAUGACACCGGCUCCACCUCAGUGGUCUAUUACCGGGAACGGAUCCAUGACAUACACUCAUUUGAGUAGCGCCGACUACAACAACUGCACAAUUACCUACUCGAAUCCAAUGCCAGACGUCCGCGACAUGAUUCGUGAACUGGCUUUCCGCGCAUCCAUCGGGCUUUCAAAUUCAUCCACCUUCCAAACUGUUCAAGCCACAGAGAGAAUCGAUCGAACAGUUUACACUGUCAAUUACUAUUACCUUGUUCCCGGUCUAUGUCUCAUGAUUGUUAACGUCAUCGCCAUUCUCCCCUUAUUCUUCGGAUGGUGGCACCUGGGCCGAAACUUUUCUAUGAGCCCCCUAGAAAUCGCCAAGGCUUUUCGGAGUCCGCUGAUAACUCAGGCUGGGACAAACGAAGACAUAAACGGUCUACUAAAAGCUAUCGGGAAUAAACGAGUCCGCUAUGGAGCCGCC
Molecule: messenger RNA, 1980 nt
Organism: Aplosporella prunicola CBS 121167
Lineage: Eukaryota; Fungi; Ascomycota; Dothideomycetes; Botryosphaeriales; Aplosporellaceae
Exons: 1
Source: RefSeq, a predicted model, not a curated record